AACUACAUUAAACAUGUCGAGGAACGCGGAGGAGGUGAACAAGCUCGCUGAAAGUACAUACAAGACCGUAAUGGAACAGUUCAACCCAGGACUGAGGAACCUGGUCAACCUGGGCAAGAACUAUGAGAAAUCAGUAGCAGCAAUGACCCUGGCAGGAAAGUUGUAUUUUGAUGCACUGACUAAGAUUGGGGAGAAUGCUGCAGUUUCUCCUGUCUCCAGAGAAUUAGGUGUAGUACUGACAGAAAUCUCAGAGGUCCACAGGAACGUUCAUCUUGAGCUGGAGGAAAACUUUAAGAGGUUCCACAGAGACAUAAUAGCUGAGCUGGAGAGAAAGACUGACAUGGAUGUCAAAUACAUGACAGCCACAUUUAAAAGAUACCAGAUGGAGCACAAGAUGAAGCAAGAUUCUCUGGAGAAGUCCCAGGCAGACCUGAAGAAGCUGAGGAGAAAGAGCCAAGGCAAGAAUGCGAACAAGUACGAGAACAAGGAAAGCGAGUGUCUAGAAACGUUGGCAAGCCGACAGAUGGACAUGCAGUUGUUCGUCGCUGAUGGCUGUAAGGAGGCUCUGCUGGAGGAGAAGAGGCGCUUCUGCUUCCUUGUGGACAAACACUGCAUGUUAUCCUAUCAGUUCGCUUCCUUCCAUGACAAGGCCAGAGACAUACUGUCGGAAAAGCUGAGCACCUGGCAGGACCAGUGCAAAGAUGCCACCAAUAUGCCCGAGAGUGUUUUGUCAAUGAUUGAAGGGCUGCGUAAGCCAGUUCCCAUCACACCACUGCCCUCUCCGUCCCCGUCACGACACAGUGUGAACAUAUCUACUCCCCCGGCACCACCUAAGAAAGCUGAGCCCAGCCGUUUGGUUAAUAUGUUCAACCACGACAACAACCCCACCGCUGCAACCACUCCUUCAAGCAACAGCACAGGUAUUGCGGCAGACCACGGGAACGGCGAGGACAGCAAUCUCGCCAGGUCUGUCUCUGUCGCCACAGGGCUCAACAAUAUGGUGAAGAGACCACGUGUGCGCACCAUCUUUCCCCAUACUGCGGGCAACAAUAACACACUGCUGAGCUUUGAUGAGGGAGACAUCAUUGUCCUGCUCAUCCCUGACGAGAGAGAUGGAUGGAUGUAUGGUGAAAUGGAGAAGAAUGGAAAGAGGGGCUGGUUCCCUUCAUCUUACUGCCGUGCUCUCACUGAGACACUCGUGAAUAACAACAGUGAGCCCGCUGCCCCGUACCGCAGCAGAAGUGUGGUUAACCUCCACCACCAGGACACGGAAACAGACGAGGCAACCAUGGUUCUCCCCCCAGCAGAUUACAGCGACAUCCCGCAACGCAGCACAAACAACAACACCUCGUCUGCCAGCGCCAUCACCACAAAUAGCAAUCACCAUCACUCCCCCACGCCCUCUGUAGCCUCCUCGUCUGAUCACAGCACGGUGAGUCAGCCUAAUGGCACCGCAAGACCCCCGCCAGCUUUCCUCGCGGGAGGGAACCCUUUCGCCACAGUCAGGCUCCGUCCAACUGUCACCAACGACCGCUCCGCACCAGUCAUCUGAUCUGUCCACAUUUCCACCCACACUCAACUCCCACAAACCCUUGUCAAACUUCCUGUGUCAUCUUACUGUCCAGCAGCUUCUCCUGAUUUGGAUGAAAAUAAACUGAUAUGGAAGUACUUUGGGACCAUUUUGUUUACUGAAC
Molecule: messenger RNA, 1694 nt
Organism: Pelmatolapia mariae (spotted tilapia)
Lineage: Eukaryota; Metazoa; Chordata; Actinopteri; Cichliformes; Cichlidae
Gene: baiap2l1b
Product: BAR/IMD domain containing adaptor protein 2 like 1b
Exons: 14
Coding region: 14-1552 (512 amino acids)
Biological process (GO): actin filament bundle assembly; plasma membrane organization; actin crosslink formation
Cellular component (GO): cytosol; nucleoplasm
Molecular function (GO): protein binding
Source: RefSeq, a predicted model, not a curated record